CGCGCCCCCGCGGCGGCCCCGCGGCCCAGCGCGCCUCCGACCCCGGGCCCCGCCGCCGCCGCCGCCGCCAUGGCCCGGCCGCUGGUGCCCAGCUCGCAGAAGGCGCUGCUGCUAGAGCUCAAGGGGCUGCAGGAGGAGCCGGUGGAGGGCUUCCGGGUGACCCUGGUGGACGAGGGCGACCUGUACAACUGGGAGGUGGCCAUCUUCGGGCCCCCCAACACCUACUACGAGGGCGGCUACUUCAAGGCACGCCUCAAGUUUCCCAUCGACUAUCCCUACUCCCCGCCGGCCUUCCGGUUCCUGACCAAGAUGUGGCAUCCCAACAUCUAUGAGACGGGGGAUGUGUGCAUCUCCAUCCUCCACCCCCCAGUCGAUGACCCCCAGAGCGGGGAGCUGCCCUCAGAGCGGUGGAACCCCACCCAGAACGUCAGGACCAUCCUGCUAAGCGUCAUCUCCCUCCUCAACGAACCUAACACCUUCUCCCCGGCGAACGUGGAUGCCUCUGUGAUGUACAGGAAGUGGAAGGAGAGCAAAGGCAAGGACCGGGAGUACACGGACAUCAUCAGGUUUGCCAAAAGCCGCCAACAACCCAGCUGUGCAGCCGCAGGCCAGGAGGGAGCAAGCCGUGGCCUGUCCACGCAGCGCCAGAAAGCACGUCGGCGUCUGCCGGACAGAAUUGAAAAGACACAGCAGAACCUCUGGGGGGAGGGUCAGGGUCAGUGUCCAGGACACCCGUGGGUCAGAACUCCCCGCCGUGCCCUCUACGCUGGCGUUUCCCGCAGACGCAGCCACAGAAUCCACCUGUGUGCUGAGGCGUCAACCCGCUCGUGACAGAGGAGCACGCACGACCCACUAGGAGCGGAAAGGGAGCGCUGUAACGUUGGCGCCUGACGGGUUUCGUGUAGCCUUCCAGACCCCCACCCACCGCUACCUCCCUGGGCCACCACUGAUCUUAUGUCCUAGAAACGUGGAGAACAGCGCCGUCCACGUGCCUCACACACUAUUCCCCGUUGUGGGUGAGUGCUCCCUGCCGUCCACACUGCAUGGCUUCACACCGCAUGGAUGCAGGUGUCGUUGGGGAGUCCACAUAUGUAGCCACAGGCCUUCCGUCUGGAGGACCCGUUUCUGUUUAUUUUAGUUCUCUUUUUUCUGAGUAAAGUUGUGCCAGUUUUCUCCUGUA
Molecule: messenger RNA, 1180 nt
Organism: Hyaena hyaena (striped hyena)
Lineage: Eukaryota; Metazoa; Chordata; Mammalia; Carnivora; Hyaenidae
Gene: CDC34
Product: cell division cycle 34, ubiqiutin conjugating enzyme
Exons: 5
Coding region: 70-831 (253 amino acids)
Biological process (GO): protein polyubiquitination; ubiquitin-dependent protein catabolic process
Molecular function (GO): ubiquitin conjugating enzyme activity
Source: RefSeq, a predicted model, not a curated record